AUGGUUUUCGGAGGUUAUUUUCGUCAAGUACUUCCAGUAAUUCCAAAAUCUACAAGAGCUAAAACAGUAAAUGCAAGUUUGGUAAAAUCAUACUUAUGGCAUCGCAUGGAAAGGAUUAAGUUAACAAGAAAUAUGAGAUCAAGAACAGAUCCAUCUUUCAGUGAAUUCAUACUGCGUAUAGGUAAUGGGGAGGAGCCUACAAUAAGAGAUGAUUUGGUACUUCUUCCAAAACAACUGGUUAUUCAAAAUACGAGCAACAGUACUGGUGAAGAUACAUUAGUAAAAGAAAUAUUUCCGUCGAUGGAUAAAAAUGCAAGUGAAAGCAGAACAUUUCUGAGUUUUGACUUUGCAGAAGAUGAUACUAACAAUUAUUAUCAGGAAGACUACUUAAAUACUCUCACACCAAACGGUCUGCCUCCACACAGAGGUUUUGACAAAAACGUCAUACAUGCAGAAAUAAUGAUUGGGCAAAAUGCUUUCAAGCAUGUGUUUAUCCCAGGAAUCCAGCUAUCACCUCCCAAAAAUGAAGGAAAAGUUAUACGUUGCACUCUCAAGAGGAAUAUCAAUGCCAACAAAAAAAGUUUUGGUCAUGACAGAGCAGCCAAAGCGAAGAAAAGGAACAUAAACCAAAAACAUCAUCUACAAAGAGAUAUUAGGUUCAGGAGAUACACAAUUACAUUAGAUUGA
Messenger RNA from Capsicum annuum, 687 nucleotides. RefSeq lists its product as uncharacterized. NCBI's taxonomy places the organism in Eukaryota, Viridiplantae, Streptophyta, Magnoliopsida, Solanales, Solanaceae. Bases 1 to 687 code for a protein of 228 amino acids. The transcript is spliced from 5 exons. The record is from RefSeq and is a predicted model, not a curated record. Gene Ontology annotation, molecular function: DNA helicase activity. Gene Ontology annotation, biological process: telomere maintenance; DNA repair.